GGAGCUGGAGAUCUAAACAAGGAGCUGCACAGGACCAGCAGUCUGACCUUUGGGUUUUACAGAUCCUUGACCACACCCUGCAGCCUUCUAACUAUGAAGCUCUGGACUGUACUUGUUCUGAUUCUGCUCUGCAUGGAGCUCCAGGACAGUGCCUGCCAAGUGCUGAAGAGAAAAAAAGACGGAGAAAACCGAAACCGCCCAGGCUGGAAACGGGUGAAUGCUCGUCUCCCUGAUCUGAACGGCAAAAAUGUCAAAAGCCAUUCCCUGCUGACACAAGUGCUAGAUAAGGGCCAAUUCCUACGCCUGGGUGAGAGCACAACCCUGACUCCUGGGAGGAACAUGGAGCUGCGCUGCAAAGGAGGCCAUAUUGGAUGGUCCUACCCCACUUACCUGGACAUCUUCAAUGACUCACGUCUCAGCAUCACACAAAGUGACAAGUACAGUCAGCUGGUCCUGACUUCACCCUCAGCUGCAGACACCGGACCCUACAGCUGCUGGGUCAUCGUGUGUGACGGAGCAGAAUGUCAGAGAGACCCAGACCGCACCUAUACCUCAUACAUUUAUUUCCCAGAUAAGGAUCAUCUCUUCGUCCCAUCUGUCAAACAUUUUGAGAUUGUGUACCUGCGUCCAGACCGGCCCACAGUUGUCCCCUGCCGUGUGACUGAGCCCCAAGCCAAGACAUCUCUGCACAGAGAGGUUCCUCCAGAGGAAAUCACAGGAAACAAAACUCAGAUGACCUAUGACCCCACUAAAGGGUUUGUACUGCAGCACCCCACCCUGCAGCUUCAGGGGGUCUUCUACUGCAAGGCUGUGUUCAAAGAGACCCCUCAAAUUUCCACCAAGUACCAGUUGUUGUACGUUGAAGUUCCCAGUGGGCCACCAUUUGUGAGCCUAGGAGCUUCUCCAGAAGCAGCGAGAGGGGAUGGCAUUGUCAACGUAACCUGCACCGUGCUGGGAGAACCAGAGGUAGAUGUGAGCUUCACCUGGUCGUACCCUGGUCAGGACCAGCAUCCUGUUCAGGUCCAGUCAUCUUGGAGGCUGCUCAACAGAGGCCUGGGCUUCACCACCAGAGUCUCCCAGAGCACCCUGAUGGUGGAGCACAUGGACACCAUGCAUGUUGGAAACUAUGUGUGCAAAGCAAAGAACCAGCAUGGAGAGACCACAGUCACGCUGAAGAUAAACUACAGCUAACUGCAUGUUGAGCUUUAACACACCCACACAGCUAAAUGAACAUUUCAAUACUACAUCUGGUGGAAAAAAAUCUAUGAACUUGAUGAUAAAAUAAAACUUGAU
Molecule: messenger RNA, 1293 nt
Organism: Nematolebias whitei (Rio pearlfish)
Lineage: Eukaryota; Metazoa; Chordata; Actinopteri; Cyprinodontiformes; Rivulidae
Gene: pdgfrl
Product: platelet-derived growth factor receptor-like
Exons: 6
Coding region: 94-1191 (365 amino acids)
Source: RefSeq, a predicted model, not a curated record